Papaver somniferum (opium poppy) is the source of this 2220-nucleotide messenger RNA. RefSeq lists its product as uncharacterized. Lineage: Eukaryota; Viridiplantae; Streptophyta; Magnoliopsida; Ranunculales; Papaveraceae. Bases 495 to 1949 code for a protein of 484 amino acids. The record is from RefSeq and is a predicted model, not a curated record. The transcript is spliced from 4 exons.
UCCUAGAUCUAUUUAAAAAAACCCUAGAUCUAUGAAGGAGGUGAAAGGUCGAACUUGCGACUACUCUCAACCAUCCCCAAAGGGUUUUGCAUACAUCCACUAAAUCAAACCUGUAACGCAAUUACUAGCAGUUGGAUUUACAAUUUUGUUUUUCUUUUUGAUAACUGAACUGGACUCCCACAAUUCAGCCAAACAUGCCACUAGGGUUAUGGGUCAGAUUUCUCUGGCAUCAACAUGGUAGUCUUGUGGGUCCCAAUGGUCCAUUAUUUUUCACCACCCCAUCAAUUGUCUAGUACUUUGUUUUCUGUAUGUGCUGGUUUUGUUUUGGGAGUCAAUUGUCCGGUAGAAUCAAAACCAACCUUUUAUUUUAGUUACAUGGCUUUUGGAAGUUUGCAAUGAGAUUAGGGUUCAGGGGACCAAAAGAAGGUGCCGUAGCUGAAACCUGAACUGUUUAGUUUCGGUUAUCGACUUGCAGUGGCUACCUUUUUUAAGUGAUGUGUUUAGUUCUGGAGCCUGAAGAUGUUCCAUUGAACUUCAAAUUUGGUGCUCAAGAAAGUAAACAUGUUGAGAUGAAUAAUCUAGCCCCGAAAAUCAAAGAAGAACCUAGAGAGACUGUCGAUUCGAGUUCAUCGUCUUGUAAGAAGGAUGAAUUAUGUUCGGACAUGCUAAUGUGGUUAAGGACCGUUGCACUUGAUCCUUGCAAGCAAAGACAACCACUGGUGAAACUUAGGAACAGACAGAUACUUAAAGCGCGAGAAUAUCUCUCUCUGGACACUACUAAAUUUUCUUGGAAGAAACGGAAACUUAUACUGCUACAAAAAAAUAGUGCAGUUACCUCUUCCCCUCCUCUAGCAAAACCAAAUGAGCAAAGUUAUUUUGCUUCUUCAGUUUCACGUUUAAUCAAUAGCACUGACUCCCCUGAAAGCUCUCAGCGAUGUCAUCACAAGCCUCCCAUCUCUGUUGGGUCAUCGAGAUAUCGUGAAAGUCUCUCAAGGAAACAGGUCUCCAAUAAUCAUUUUUACGAAUCUGUUGGUUCAACUAGUGUUGCAUCUACUGCAAUAAAACCGAACUUACAGAGCAGACACAGAGUGACCAAGUUACUGAAGCCGAUCAACAAUCUUCCAGUGAAGCGGGUGCGUAUACAUCAAGCUAAGAUAACCAACAAAAACAUUCCACCUUUGUCCAACUCCAAUGAUUUAUUAGAUAAUUCAAGUAGGUAUAGUGGAAAUGAUUCAGUAGAUAAUUCAUGUACGUUGAAUGAUAAUCAAAUGGAGCACAUGACAGCUCGUAGAUCACCCAGGUUACAGAACUUCAUCGGCGAUUAUCUUCCAAGACUUGCAAUUCCAGUUGGCCCACGUUUUCAGGCUGACAUUCCUGAUUGGAUCGGGGCGAGGGAAAGUGAUAAUUUCUCCACUGACAAUCAAAGUGAUUCAAGGUAUGUGGGUACCAAGAUAUGGCCAGUUGAAGGAAAAACCACAGAAGAUAGUAAAGAAAAAAGGAUAGGAAAGGGGAGAUCCUACACAUGCUCCUGCAAGUUUAUGGGAUCUGUAAGUUGCAUCAAGCUCCACAUAUUUGAGAAAGGAUGCCAGCUACGAGCUGAUCUAGGAUCUGUAUUCUUUACUUGGAAAUUUGAUGAAAUGGGUGAGGAAGUUUCUAAGUCGUGGACUGCAGUGGAACAGCAAUGUUUUGAAUCUCUUGUGAAGACGAAUCGUAUAACCCAGACCGAUAGUUUCUUGGUAUCUGCAUUGAAGCAAUUAUCUGGAAAAUGCAGAAAAAGUAUAGUCAGUUACUACUUUAAUGUGUAUAUUCUUAGACGCAUGAGCAAACAUGCCAGAUUAGGCACUGAACUUGUAGAUAGUGACGAUGACAACGACGACAAUGAUGAUGCUUUCGGGAUGGAGAGCACUCCCAAACGCAGAAACACCAAAUACUUGAGUCAAGGCCGUUGAGAUAACUGCACCUGCUCUCUGUUUUGCACUCUCUGAUACACCGAAGCGAGGUUGGUAGCUUCAACUCUGUUGUCUUGUCUCCUUAUAUUUUUUUAUUUUCAGAUAUAAGCAAUUAGUAGGUAGUUUAGCUGUACAUGUGAGCCCAAAAUCUUUUUUCGAGCAACUUGGUCUGUUUCCUCGUGUUACACCCAAGCUUUUUUUGUAUGCUUAAAGACUAAGGGCUAGAAAACUUUUUUGUUACCUAAAGAAAGUAAAUGCAUUGGCUUUGGAA